Rhizophagus irregularis DAOM 181602=DAOM 197198 is the source of this 486-nucleotide messenger RNA. The record is from RefSeq and is a predicted model, not a curated record. NCBI's taxonomy places the organism in Eukaryota, Fungi, Glomeromycota, Glomeromycetes, Glomerales, Glomeraceae.
AAAACCACCAUUUAUGAAGAUGAAACUCUUAAUGAUAAUGAAAAAAAUGAAGCAAUAAGGAUUUUAAGUAAACGAUAUGAAUAUGAUAAAAUCAUUUAUAAUGAAGGGGAAAGGAGAACUUGUGAAAAUUGUCAAAACGAAUGUUUGGCAAUAUUAUAUUGUGAAUAUUGUAUAAGAAAUUAUUUAAAAACAAAAUUUAAUGAUUGGACAUCAGGAAAUGUUGAUAUUGAUCACUUAAUACAACAAUGUCAAUUAGAAUCAAUUGGUCCAAAUAAGAUAAUUGAAUGGGUUCCUUACAAUAAGUUAUUAAGCAUUGAAUACUUAACUAAGGGUGGUUUCUCUGAAAUCUAUUCAGCAUAUUGGGAAGAUGGACAUUAUAAUGAAUGGAAUUCUGAAAAGCAACAAUUAGAAAGGUAUGGAAAAGAGAAAGUAAUUGUUAAAAGGUUGGAAAAUGUUAAGAAUGCCAACAGAAGUUGGUUUGAAGAG